AUGACGACUGUGCAAAAAAUUGAGGAUAUUGAGGCCGAAAUGGCCAGGACUCAGAAAAAUAAGGCUACCGAGAAGCAUUUGGGUUUAUUGAAGGCAAGACUUGCAAAGCUGAGAGCGGACUUACUUAAAGAAGCAGCCCAAAGUUCUGGGGGAGGUGGAGAAGGAUUUGAUGUGAAGAAAACAGGUGUCGCAUCGAUUGGAUUCGUGGGAUUCCCGUCGGUUGGAAAAAGUACACUUCUUACAAAGCUUACAGGUGUGGAAUCAGAGAUAGCAGCAUAUGAGUUCACCACAUUAACUACAGUUCCGGGAUUCAUCAAGUAUAGAGGUGCCAAAAUACAGAUGCUUGACUUACCCGGCAUUAUCGAGGGUGCAAAGGACGGAAAAGGGCGAGGAAAGCAGGUUAUAGCUGUGGCUAGGUCGUGUGACUUGAUAUUCAUUGUUCUAGAUGUUAACAAGCCGUUGAAGGACAAAGAAAUUAUUGAAAGAGAGCUUGAAGGGUUUGGAAUUCGACUGAACAGGGAUCCACCAGAUAUUAUUGUUCAACCAAAGGAAAGUGGAGGCAUCAGUAUCACAAAUACAGUCCCACUCACAAAGAUCACAACUGAUGAAGUGAAAAGUGUGCUUCAGGAGUACAGAAUGAACUCGUGUAACGUAUCAUUUAGAUGCGAUGCGACUGUGGAUGACCUUAUCGAUGUCAUCAAUGCCCAAAAUAGGAGAUACAUCCCAGCAGUCUACGUGCUUAAUAAGAUUGACUCCAUCUCAAUUGAAGAAUUAGAGCUUUUAUACAGAAUUCCAAAUGCAGUGCCUAUAUCAGCGGGAAAAGAGUGGAAUUUGGAUGAGCUCUUGGGUAUAAUGUGGGAUCGGUUGAAUUUGGUUCGUGUUUACACUAAACCUAGGGGAAAGAUGCCUGAUUUUUCGGAUCCAGUUGUUUUACGUGGCCAACAUUGCACAGUCAGAGACUUCUGCAAUAAAAUACAUCACACUUUGGUUGACGAGUUCAAAACGGCACAGGUGUACGGAAGUAGUGUGAAGCACCAGCCUCAGUAUGUUGGCUUGGCGCAUGUACUACAGGAUGAGGAUGUGAUAACGAUAUUGAAGAAGUGA
Brettanomyces bruxellensis is the source of this 1104-nucleotide messenger RNA. It is a transcript of the gene RBG1, whose product is annotated as GTP-binding protein rbg1. The transcript has a single exon. The coding region runs from base 1 to 1104 and encodes 367 amino acids. Gene Ontology annotation, biological process: cytoplasmic translation. Lineage: Eukaryota; Fungi; Ascomycota; Pichiomycetes; Pichiales; Pichiaceae. Gene Ontology annotation, molecular function: GTPase activity; GTP binding. Gene Ontology annotation, cellular component: cytoplasm. The record is from RefSeq and is a predicted model, not a curated record.